Sporothrix brasiliensis 5110 is the source of this 2265-nucleotide messenger RNA. RefSeq lists its product as uncharacterized. Gene Ontology annotation, molecular function: carbohydrate:proton symporter activity. Gene Ontology annotation, biological process: transmembrane transport; carbohydrate transport. The transcript is spliced from 5 exons. Gene Ontology annotation, cellular component: membrane. The record is from RefSeq and is a predicted model, not a curated record. NCBI's taxonomy places the organism in Eukaryota, Fungi, Ascomycota, Sordariomycetes, Ophiostomatales, Ophiostomataceae. The coding region runs from base 1 to 2265 and encodes 754 amino acids.
AUGCGGCGCCCAUAUUGUAGCUCGGCUUCCUCCGCCUCGUCGGCCUCCCGCGCGUACGCUGACCGGCAGUCGGGGACCUCCCUCCUCGCGUCGUCCGCCGCAACCCGGUCCGGUCCCGCCGCCUCGUCUUCCCGACGAAGCCACCUUAAACGCGAAUCCGUUUCCUCUGUCGGCGACUACUCCGAAAACGACUACUCCUCCUCCGACGAAGACGACGAGUCCUGGCUCGACACUGCCGAUAUCGCCGAGCAGCUUGCCGAAGACGGCGACAACGCCCCGGCCGUCCGUGCCCGCCUUCACGAUAACAUAGACCAGGACACCCUUGCUGGUGUCUUGAAACAGAACCACUCCUCGGCCGCCGGUAACAAGGCCCGCCGCAGCACAAAACGCGUCCAUUACGACGACGCGAGCGACUCCGACAGUUCGCCCCACCGGCGUCACCACGCUGGCGCCGUGGACAAGGAAGCCAUCCGCAUCCCCGAUACUGCUGUCCGUCGCGUCUCCGCGGUUGAACGCAUCCUCGCUUCCAUCAUGACCGGCGGCUCCUCUUCCAUCCAUGGCCUCACCGGCAAACCCCUGAUCUACUUUACGAGCAUUUUCGUGUCUCUCGGCGUGUUCUUGUUCGGAUAUGAUCAGGGUGUUAUGUCUGGCAUCAUCACAGGCGGUUUCUUUAGAGACUACUUUAACAACCCCUCCAAAGCGGAGGUAGGUACCAUGGUGGCUAUCCUCGAGAUUGGCGCCUUCAUCUCGUCUCUCGUGGUCGGCCGUGUCGGUGACAUCAUUGGCCGCCGGAAAACCAUCCUGUACGGGUCCAUCAUAUUUUUUACGGGUGGCGCUCUGCAGACGCUGGCCACGUCUAUGGCUAUGAUGAUGCUUGGUCGCAUCAUCGCUGGUCUCGGUGUCGGCAUGCUGUCUACCAUCGUCCCCGUGUACCAGUCUGAGAUUUCGCCCCCACACAACCGCGGCAAGCUGGCCUGCAUUGAGUUUUCUGGCAACAUUAUCGGCUACACCACGUCGGUCUGGGUCGAUUACUUUUGCGGCUUCAUCGACAGCAACAUGUCGUGGCGCAUCCCGCUGCUGAUGCAGUGCAUUAUGGGUGCGCUGCUCGGUCUGGGCAGUCUCAUCAUUGUCGAGUCCCCUCGCUGGCUGCUCGACAACGACCUCGACGAGGAGGGCAUUGUCGUUAUUGCCAACCUGUACGGCGGCGGCGACAUCCACAACCCCAAGGCCCGUGACGAGUUCCGCGAGAUCAAGAUGGACGUGCUGAUCCAGCGUCAGGAGGGCGAGCGUACCUACUCGGAAAUGUUCCGCCGGUACAAGAAGCGUGUCUUGAUCGCCAUGUCCGCGCAGGCUCUGGCCCAGUUGAACGGCAUCAACGUCAUUUCGUAUUACGCACCCUACGUAUUUGAGUCUGCCGGCUGGGUGGGCCACAGUGCUGUGCUGAUGACUGGCAUCAACGGUAUCACGUACUUGUUGUCGACCAUCCCGCCCUGGUACAUUGUGGACCGCUGGGGCCGCCGCGUGAUUCUGCUGACGGGUGCCUUGGCCAUGUGCAUAUCACUCUCGUUGAUCUCGUACUUUAUCUUUUUGGAUCUACCGACCACGCGCAUCUACGUCGUGGCCUUUGUCAUGAUCUACAAUGCUGCAUUCGGCUACUCUUGGGGCCCGAUCCCGUGGUUGUACCCGCCGGAGAUUCUGCCGCUGAGCAUCCGCUCCAAGGGCGCCAGUCUGUCCACAGCCACCAACUGGGCCUUCAACUGGCUCGUGGGUGAGAUGACGCCGAUUCUGCAAGAGUGGAUCGCAUGGCGGCUCUACCUGGUGCACGCCUUUUUCUGUGCUCUCAGUCUCGUUGUCGUGUACUUUUUCUAUCCUGAAACGUGUGGUGUCCGUCUUGAAGAGAUGGACUCGCUGUUCGGCGACGCCAGCACUACAUUGGGCACGCCGCGCUCCAUUGGCACGCCUGUCCCCGGCGACACCGAGUCCGGUGCGCUCUUGGCGCCUGGUUCGCCUGUGCCGUCGCUCGACCUGCGGGCGUCGCGCGGCCAGUUCGGCCCCUCCAGCGCCAUCCCUGGCCUCAACAUUGACCCACCGUCGUCUCUCCACGAGGCGCCGGCAAGUCGCCGUGGCGGCGGUGGCGGUGAGGGUGGCUCGAGCCGUGGUGUCUCGGGUUGGCUGUCGCGCGUGGGUGUUUUCCGCGGCGGCUCGUCACCGAACCCGAGCGAGAGCGGCGGCAAGUAUGCGCCCCUUGGCCAGGGUGAGGAGUAA